AUGUCAAACAGUGUUGUCAUUAAUUAUAAACUUUUACGCAAAUUGAAGCCAGAGUUUAUCAAAUCCAUUAAAACUGUGAGCGUUUUUGGCAGAUAUGGGACCGACGUAUUGAUUGUCACCAAAGAUGACAAAGUGUUUGCCUUUGGGGAGAACAGGAACGGGUGUCUGGGUUUGGGUACUAAUAAACCGGUGGCUGAGCCGACACUCGUGAAUGAGUUGUGCGACAAAAAAGUGGUCAGAUUUGCCUUUGGGUACAGACAUGUCCUCGUGUUGACCAAAACGGGACAACUGUUCAGCUAUGGGUACAACGAGUUCGGACAACUGGCCAACCGGACCACAAUUGACUGCUAUGUCCCCAAACUUAUACUCAUUAAUGAGUUGAUGAGACAUUUCAUCGAUGAUAUCAGUUGUGGUGCUUUUCACUCACUGGCGCUCACGAGGACUGGACUCGUCUACGCCUGGGGUUUCAACUUCUGGGGACAGUUAGGAAACGGCAAUAAUUGCAAUCAAUUGAUUCCACUGCAAGUGCGGGCCAUCAACCGGGAAGUGGUUGUGGCCAUCGAUUGCGGUCAUCACCAGUCAGUGGUGUUGACAAAGUCAGGUCACGUGUACGCGUGGGGUCACAACGCAUUUGGCCAGUUAGGCAUCGGGUGCACCGACCGAUUCCGAAACAUUCCCACCAAAGUCCUGGUGACCAGCGAUGACAUACUGGUCACCAAAAUAGUUUGCGGUCAAAAUCACUGUCUACUGCUGACCAUCGAUGGCCACAUAUAUGCGUUUGGAUGCAAUUAUUUCGGGCAAAUAGGGAACGACACCAAAACGGAUCAGUUCGCGCCCACAAGAAUAGGCAAUACUUCGGUAAAGUUUGUGGACAUCGAGGGCUCGCUAUUCAGUAACUCAUCGGUCGCUCGGGCGUCAAAUAAAAGGACAUAUAUUUGGGGCAAAUGUGUGGAUGAGAGGUUGUGGGUGCCCCGGGAGACACCUAUUAAGUCAUUGGUUGAACUAUUUGCCAGGCGCGGUUCGGGAAUGCGUUCCGAUAGGUAUGCCUUUCCUGGAGAGUACGAACCCAUGUCUAGGACUCGAGGAAAGAGUGAUAAUAGUGGGUACAGUAAUGAGCAGAUAAUGAUGGAUACGUUAAAUCCAAACCUAUCGCCACAAGAUAUCCAGGACCGGAUCAUCUUGAAGACAGAAAAGAGAAGUUGGUGGGACUCGUGGGUUGGUGGGGAUUAUAAUAAAAUAUAUGGAGACCUGGUUGACCCGAAAUUGUCGAUACAAGAGGUGACCUCACGAUUGCCGACCGUACACUCCAGGGCCACAAAAGUGAACGUCCGGUCCGGUUACUGCUCGACCCCCACGUGUAACCAGUGCCUCGAUUCGUGUAAAUUCCUGAAAUACUCCAAAUAUUCCUCAUUAGAUAUCACACAAUACACAUAUUUGCGACUUUGCUCAGAGGGGUGUAAAGACAAUCUGUAA
Oppiella nova is the source of this 1473-nucleotide messenger RNA. NCBI's taxonomy places the organism in Eukaryota, Metazoa, Arthropoda, Arachnida, Sarcoptiformes, Oppiidae. The record is from the annotation of a GenBank genome assembly.